Molecule: messenger RNA, 5089 nt
Organism: [Torrubiella] hemipterigena
Lineage: Eukaryota; Fungi; Ascomycota; Sordariomycetes; Hypocreales; Clavicipitaceae
Source: the annotation of a GenBank genome assembly
CCCAAGUUUCUUCAGCUCGUGCGUCGAGUCGAAUUUUUUUUUGGUCUUGGUGGGCAGCUGGCGACAGCUGGCAAACCUGGCAGUGAGCAUGACUUGUUCCAUUUUCUUCCAUUUUUUAAACACUCAUCUUUUGCUCUUCUCUACAUCACCGACGUUUUCCUCUCAUCACCCAACAGCCACUCAACUACGAGCGCUCUGCGCCGGCUGUGCCUUGGAAAAACUAGCACAGCCUUUCCAUACCGUGCUAGCCCGCUGAGGGGCUUGAUCUUCCUGCCAGCCCGGGCGGCCUUCCAGGUCCAGUUAGCGCCACGAAAAGCAUCGACCACCGUCCCGACUUUUCCUACGUCGCCCGCUUCACCGAUCCUUCAGACCUGACAUCACGCUGUCAUUGGUGGGAACCCAAGAGCAGAUAGCAGAUUAUAAUCGCUCGCAGCCCUCUUCUGCAUCCCACCCCUCGUCUGCAACGUUUUACUGCUGCCGUAGCAUUCUGCGUGCUCUACUUUCGCGAGUGCCUGCGCAUUUCCUCUUUAUUUUCUUCCGCACGCUUACCUUAUAGCUGCUCAACCAACCCAACACCAGUCUGACUUUUUUAGCACGGACUCCGCCACAACGAGCCCCAGCCGAGUCCUUCUCUCUCAACGACCAACCCCCCCGCGACCGACGAGAUAUCCUCAUGUCAGACGCGGAGGCAGAGAUUCAGGCAACCGCUGCCAUUUCUCCGGUGUCUCCCACACCUUCGCAUGCUGCCGCGUCCCAGGCCGUUCCCGUGCUGCAGGACGCUGUAGAAGCGAUGACAGCGGAUGCCGCUGCUGAAGAACCAACGGUUGAUGCCGCAAAUGUCUCUGCUUCCGAACACAGCGACGUCGUAGAUGACGACAGCUUUAACGAAGCCUACGAAGCCGAAGAGAAUGCCGUAGUGGAAGAUGCAACGGCUGACAACACCAAUCCUGAUGAAGAAAUCGACGACUAUGCGAAAACCUUCGAUUCCCCCAUCGGUUCUCAUGAAGGAGAUGCCAUGACUGAUGAUGUACAUUCCUCGGAGCCUUUGACCGUCCUAGGUGACAUAAAACAGGCAUCGGCAGUGACCUCAGGUACAGCCACGCCGACUGUCCAAUCUUCCACUUCCCAACUUCCCCUCCAAACCCAGGCUGCCUCCACUGCCCAAACAAAUGCCCAACCAGCAGAGGCGCCCGCACCCGUGUCUGCAACCCAACAACCAGCCCAAGAUACCCACCAAGAUGAAAACCUAGACAUCGGACAGCUCGUGGCCGACCUGACAGCUCAGUCCUCUGAACCUAGUGCUGACAAGAACCCAACCGCCCCCCAUGAAUCAUCCGUCCAAGGAUCUGGUGCCAUCUCCUCUUCUGCUUCUUCUUCAUCGCUGCCACCGAGACCUCCAGCGCCACAACUUGCGACCCAGACGUAUCCUGCCCAACACCAUCUUCCACCAGCUCCAGGGACGAGCAACUCUCCUACAUAUCCCAAUGGUGGAUCACCUCAAGCGCCCCUUAGCGCUUCCGGCACAAGCCCAUCUCACACUCCAACCCAGCGACAUGCACCGCGCUUUCCAAGUAAUUCGGCCCCCUCUAGUGACUAUCAGCGCCAGUGGGACCAAUUCAUGGUAGAUGAGAGGCAGUACAUGUCGGAAGCAAAAUGGGACCGAUUCCCAGAAGGCUCCCGUAUCUUUAUUGGUAACCUCUCUAGUGAUAAGGUAUCGAAACGUGAUGUCUUUGAGCUGUUCCAUCAAUAUGGUAGACUUGCCCAGAUCUCACUGAAGCCAGCCUAUGGAUUCGUACAAUAUCAUACUGUUGAAGAGGGAUCCCGAGCCAUUGAAAACUUGCAAGACUUUGAAGUUCAAGGUCGCCGCAUUCAUCUUGAAAUCUCGAAGCUACAAGACAAGACCAAAAAAGACCGCAACGACUCAGAUAAGAGCCGAGGUGGCAAACGAGGUGAACGUGGCGAACGUGGCGAACGCGGAGACCGUGGACGGGAUGACUACCGAUCUGGCCGAAAUCAAUCACCACGCCGAAACGAUCGCGGCCGAGACGACGGAUAUGGGCGGGAUAGAGGGUUCAGUGACAGUCGUCGCAACCGUUCAAGAUCUCCCGGCUACGGCGGUCGCCACGAUAAAGAUUCGUACCGUCGACGCAGCCCCAGUCCAUACGGCCGAUCCCGCAAUGACGAUGAAAUGGACCUACCUAGGCGGUACGGCCCAGAUGUUCCUGACUUGCAGUUUAUUUUGCAGCAAGAGGUGGACCGCAAUUUCGUGUCCUGGGUUGAACAAGCAUUCAAUAGCAAGGGCUUGAAGACCGCAGUCAUGUUUCUGCAUCCUCGAUUCCCAAAGGACAAAGUGAUCCAACGGCAAGCCGCGGAGGGUGUACACGCUGUUGUUGAGCUUAACUUUCGAGCACAAAACUCGGCCAAGAUCCCACUACAGGUGUUUGACCGCUCCGCUGGCCCUGGCAACGUACGUUUCGAUAAGUACGAGGAUCUAGAUCCCGCUACGGCAGCUGAAGUUACCCUUAGGGCGAAGGCUGCCACAGUUGCUGCUCAAUAUCAUCACCAGCAGCCACCGGCGCCUGCACCCCAGUAUGGAUAUGUACAGCCCGGAUAUGGACAGCCAGCACCACCAGCAUACGUACAACGACCACCACCUGUGUAUCCUGCGCAGAAUGCGGCGCCCGCACCGAACGUUGCCGAGCUUGCUAGCAUGAUGUCCAAGAUGGAUCCAGCAUCGCUCCAUCAGCUACUAUCCGUGGUGCAAGGGACUCCAGGAAAUCAACCGCCUGCAUUUCCAGGUCAAAGUAAUGGCCAGCCUGACUUGAAUGCCAUUCUCGGCGCGCUGGGUACUGCUCCUCCUCAAGGGCCACCUCAACAAGGCGGUUACGGUCGACCAACGAACGGCGGUGGCGCUCCUUCUCAAGGCGGCGCUGAUGCGGCUCAGGUCCAGAAUAUCAUGGCGCAGCUUGCUCGCUUUAGGUGAUGGAUUUGAUGUAUUGACAUGACGUGAUGAUUCAGCCAUGAAAACUAUAGAGGUUCCCAUUGUUUUGUUACUAUUCCUUCUUCUUUUUUAAGUAAGGCGGCGAAUUUUAGACAGUUUGCUCGAUGCGUAUAUGUAGGGGGCGCAAUAACGCGCAGCAUGUUGCUUUUUGAUAUUGGCACGAAUGCACAGGAGUAUAAGAGCACACCAUUUAGCGAAUAGAAAAAUAUCCACGUUUCAAUCAUAUAUCUGGUCUGUCUAUUGAUAUCUAAUCUGUAAUGGGCUACCAUGCAAAAGUCUCGUUGUGCCACCACACGCUUCUGCCCUUCAUAACCCACGGUCGUAUAUGGCGCCUGGCAUCUUGGGCCAUACUUUCAGGACCACAGACGAUUACCGCAACGGUUUCUUCUCUGGUCAGAGUAAAUGCAUCAUCAAUGAGUUUCUGUAGAUCCGGUCUGCGACGAUUGUGCUGGGCAGUGAGGCCGCGCCUACCGUGUCGACUACUAUUCAUGGGCCGCAGUUCAAUCUCAGCGUCAUCCGCAGCGUCGGUAUGCGAUGUGGUUUGGGUACCCGAAAUAUCGCCAGUAAGGUAUAGCUGCAAUCGCGGGUCUUCCAGUAGUGACUUUUCUGUGGUUGUGACGGUCCACGUUGCUUCACCAGCGGUGCGCAUCGCCCAAAUCAUUUGUAUGCGUGCCAUGGGUAAUGCUUCGGCAAGGUGGGCAUAUAAAGGCGUGAUGAAGGUAGCACCGACACCUCCGGCAAUCAGGAGGAUGCGAUUGGCACCCGAAGCUAAUAAUGAGGGGAGAUGGUGCUUCAUGGAACCAUAUGGUCCAUCAAUGGUUAGUUGGGUAUCGCGAGUCGAUUGGCUCUCAGAAAGACGCGAUAGUGCCGUUGUCAUGGGUCCGCGGUUUGUACGAACAACAAGGACGAGCGACUGGUUCUCCUCGGUGACAGCCGCCACAGUGAAUGGGUUGAAGAGACAUUCAAAAAGCAGUGCCAGAUUGCCUCUAGCUUUCUCAAUACCACGGGCUUCUGCAGGCAGGCUGAGAUAGACGUGAGAGCCUGGAACUGCUUUGUAAGCCUCCAGUUUCUCCUUUGGCAUGUGAACAGUGAGCUUUAGCAGGUUGGUUCCGGGGAUGGCCUCGACUGUUGACUGGCGCGUGAGCCCGCUGAACCGGCGGUAACCUGCGUCUGCAAAAAAGAGGACAAGCGGGAUAAUAAGAACAUAUCGCUGAGCAUGGUGCGCGUGGAAGAAGAUCAACAUGGGGAUGGCGAAUGCAGCGACGACAUGCACAAGGAAGAAGAUUCGGUAUGAAAAGUCGCGAAUGGCGCGCAUUGUCGUCCCCAUGAGACUGCUGAAGAGGAUUGCCGCCAAAACACCCCAGAAGACAAUGGGCUCGGCUAGCUUCUUGAGCACAAUGUUUGCGUACAAAAAGUACGCCAGGUAAAACGCCAUGUGUAGCAGAACAAGACCGUACACAAUGCGCCCAAGGAGUCUGUGGUAGCGGUUAACCUCCUCGUGAGACGAAGCAAACGCAAAACCCGCCAAGUUGAACGGCUUCAGCGCAAGGAUGUACUGCAUGGGGAACUGCGAAAUGGCAAUCAUGCCAAAGCGCUUCGUCAGAUGGAAAUAGUCGGUCCCUGUCCCGAUAACCGACAAACUCAGUAGCCACACCGUCCAGAUCGACCCGAUAAGCCAAUCUCCCUUCUGGCCCCAGCUUGUACCGGCAACUUGCACAUCAUCUUGCAUCCACCAGACCAGCUUCCUCCACGAGGCUGCCAGCUUGCCCUGGGUAGUGAAGCGUUGCGCCUUGAUGGCUGGCGACGUAGGAAUCUCAGCGUACCGGCCGCCCUGCGAGUCUGGGUUGUUGCGCGCAUUAUAGUACGCGAGAAGAGCGAGGACCCCGCGCACGAGGAGGGCGGCAAUGAGCGGCGCAAAGGACGAUGCGAAUCCAAUCAGCGCAUACCUGUCGAGAGCGAGGCGGCGCAGGUGCUUGUCCUCCUUGGAAAUAGGGUCGAAGCUAUACGACCAGCCCAUGGUGGGUUGAGCGGGACCGGGGUUAUUUUUUAAUUUUGUAUUGGGGAGAUUGAGGGCGAUUGAUUCCCAGU